Molecule: messenger RNA, 4945 nt
Organism: Chara braunii
Lineage: Eukaryota; Viridiplantae; Streptophyta; Charophyceae; Charales; Characeae
Source: the annotation of a GenBank genome assembly
GGCGACAGUGUAAGUGCACCGCGAGGAGGUAUGACCGUCCUGGCGGCAUCGCAAACACCCACGCCGGCCCAAAAUGGUCGCGCGCUCCUCAGCGGAAAGAACACCGCGAGGAGGGACAAAGCCCUGAGGGAGGUCCUGCUGAGGGACCUCGGGGGGCGACGCGCCAGCGUGACCGGGGCGGCUGCGUGGCCGGGAGAGGGCGGAGAGGAUGAGCUUGAGGCGCUCGACCAUAGGGAGAGUAGAGUCCUCCAGGUGGUAGUGGACGGCCUCGCCGAGGUCGAGGUCGUCGCUAUGGUCACCCUCGGGCGACAGCGAGGCAACAGCGCCCUGCUCACCAUACUCGAGCGCGCUGAAGCGGCGCGAGAAGUGGUGGCCCUGCUGAGCGGAACGGCGGGGGCGACCGCGGAAAGGGGAACGACGUUGGGAAGUGUUGUGAGAGGAGGAGGAGGUGUAGCCAGUGCGCUGAGGCUGGGAGGAGGAGGCGGGGUGAAGACGGGCCCGCAUCCGUUGAUGGUCCCUGGCGGCCUCAUUCUGCAAGCGCUGCAUAAGCUAGGGAUCCGGCCAGCAGCUUUACCAUCGCCGCCACUCUCAGCGAUGACAGGCCUCCAUGCAGCUCAAUCAGGACCACCACCAAGUGUAUCAUCAACAGUAGCUCUAUCUCAGACUGUUGCUUCUUCAUUUUCUGGUCCAGCGACUGUUGCUACACCACAGUCGCCACCUGUCUCGCAAGCGGCACAGCAAUAUCCUUGGUAUCCCAAGACCCCACUGAACCCAUCUGCAACCUUCUCAGGAGAUAAGAAGGAUGAGGCUCUCGACACAUGGUUGAGAACGGUGCCAGUGUGGGUGAGGGCAAAACGGACAUUGGUAGAAGAGGAAGUGAUUACUGCUGCAUCCUACUUAGAGGGUUCAGCAGCCCGUUGGUUAAACGGAUUGGUUGCUUCAAAGGGCUUCGACAGGAACAUGCAUGAUUGGGCGCAGACCCACACAUUAGUGGAGGCUCGUUGGCACAACCCUCAGCAGGCACAAAUUGCCACUGAUGGGCUCUUGAAACUUGAUACUAGAAAGUACAAGUCUGUGCGAGAACUCACCACAGUCGUAGAACGCCUGAUCGUCGUCCCGGGAGUGGAGUACAAUCCACAGGUCUUGCUGACCAUGUUUCUGAGAUGUCUUCCCACAGACAUUAUGAAUCUAUUAGCCAGCGAGGCUCGCAGAGAGUAUCACACAUUUGAGUCAUUCAGCAAGAAGGCCCUAGACUUAGAGGUUACGCUGGGUGGAGCUCAAACCCCUUCUACGGAUGGGAGAAAGAAGAAGACUCCACAAGAGUGGAAAAAGAAGGGUAGUCUAUUGAUGAUGGUUGAUUCCGAUGGGAAUCAAACUGAGAUCGAUGAUGUUUCUGAACUUGUGGAGGGUUCAGAGUUUGACGGCAAGGAGAGUGUUGAGGGUAGCAACCUCGCCACCAACCAAGAGGAAGGAAUGUACUUAGUCUAUGUCUCUGCAAAAGGGGAGCCCGUUAAAACACCCCCAGAGAUAGAGACCAUCGUCGCUAAGUACCCAGAUCUGUUUGAGGAGCCUACAGGAGUCGUAGACAGGGAGAUUGUCCAUGCCAUAGAGAUUAUCCCAGGUAGUAAAACACCAAAGGGUAGAUUCUAUAGGAUGGCUCCAGCCGAGUUGGACGGACUUCUACGGCAACUGAAAGAGCUCACAGAGAAGGGUUGGAUCCGACCUAGCACUUCCCCCUUUGGCUCACCAGUAUUGUUUGUUCAAAAGAAAGGGGGAACACUAAGGAUGUGCAUUGAUUAUAGAGGCCUCAAUGCCAUCUCUGUUAAGAACGCAGAGCCUCUACGACGCAUCGACGACCUAUUGGAUAGGGUGCAGGGAUGUAAGUACUACACAAAGAUAGCUUUUAAAUCCGGCUACCAUCAGAUUGCUAUUAGACCAGAGGACCAGCACAAAACCGCAUUUCAGACCAGGUACGGUCUGUGCGAGUUUGAGGUGAUGCCAUUUGGCCUUUGCAAUGCGCCGGGUACAUUCCAGCACGCCAUGAAUAGGAUCUUCCAUGACUACUUGGAUAAGUUUGUUGUCGUGUACCUUGACGACAUACUUAUCUUCAGUAGAUAUGUCGAGGCUCAGCAUGUAGACACAGUACUUUCACUCCUUCGGCAACACAAGUAUAAGAUAAACUCAGAGAAAUGCGAGUUUGGUCGCACUCGAAUCUUGUACUUGGGUCAUGAAGUAUCCGCGGAUGGGAUUAGGCUCGAAGAUGCUAAGGUGGCUAGCAUACGUGACUGGCCACAACCCCAGUCAGUAACCGAGGCCAGAUCAUUCUUGGGAAUGUGUGGUUAUUACCACAAUUUCGUAAAGAAUUAUAGUACGAUCACAUCUCCCUUGACUGAUCUAACUCGACUCGACACACCAUGGGACUGGACCGACGAGUGUGAGGCAGCUUUCAAGCGUUUGAAGCAUGCUCUCACGCCGCAUGAAGUUCUCAUGGUACCCGACCCGCAAAGGCCAUUCGUUGCAACCACUGACGCAAGCCAAUAUGGGAUUGGCGCAGUGCUGGCUCAGCAAGAAGGGAAGAAGUUGAGACCGAUCGAGUACGUGAGCAAAAAAAUGCCUUCAAAGAAGUUGGCAAAGUCCACCUACGAGAGGGAACUCUACGCUCUUUACAAGGCACUUAUCCACUGGAGGCACUACCUGUUAGGAAGGUUCUUCUACUUGAGAACUGACCAUCAGACACUCAAGUGGAUCAAGACCCAACCAGUUCUCUCUGAUGCACUCAAACGCUGGAUUGAAGUCAUAGAUCAAUAUGAUUUCAAACUAGACUAUUUGAAGGGAGAGUACAACAAGGUUGCAAAAGCGUUGUCUAGGAGGGCAGAUUACCUAGGUGCGCUGAUUUAUGAGUUUGGUUUGUCUGAGGACGUGACUCGAUCGUUGGAUGAAGCCUACAAGGAAGAUCCCAUCACGAUGGACAUCAUCAACAAACUACACGCUAAAGACAAGGCCACCACUGCUGAGUUUGUGAUGGUGGAUGGGUUGUUCUUUCUUGAGAAGGCAGGGUUCAAGAGGUUAGUUGUUCCAUCUAGGGAAACUUUGCGUAGUUUGUUUUUAGGUGAGUGCCACGAUGCAACAAGACAUUUCGGUUAUAAGAAGACUAGUGCUAAUCUAGUACAACGAUUCUGGUGGCCUAACAUGCUUGACGAUGUGAAGAAGUGCGUGGAGACCUGUCAGGUCUGUCAGCGGGACAAGCCGCGAACUCAAGCUCCGCUUGGGUUACUCAAACCUUUACCCAUUCUUGCUGGCCCAGGUCAGAGUAUCUCCAUGGACUUCAUGGAUACUCUCGUGACCAGCAAGAAUGGCAAGAGGCACAUUUUCGUCAUAGUGGACAGGUUGACUAAGUACGCUAGACUAAUUGCCAUGCCAGAGACUGCCAAGACUGAGCACGUCAUCAAUUUGUUCAUGGACAACUGGGUGCGUGACUUUGGACUUCCAAAGACGAUCGUUAGUGGCAGAGAUGUCAGAUUCACAAGCGAGAUGUGGAAGAAGGCCGCUGAACAGAUGGGCAGCCAGCUUCAAAUGACUUCAGGGAAUCAUCUCGAAGCAAAUGGGCAGGCUGAACAGAUGAACCGAGUGGUGCAGCAUCUGCUGAGGCAUUACAUUAAGCCCAACCAGGAUGACUGGGAUGAGAAAUUACCUCUCAUCGCCAACCUGUACAAUAAUGUUGUACACAUCACCACCGGUGUCAGUCCUAAUCAACUGCAUUUCGGGUGGAAGCCUAGAUCUGCUCUAGACUUCCUCCUGCCUGAAAACCGAACUGCUGCAACUCCUGGAACCAUUGAAUUUGGUGUCCAGUAUGAGAAACUGUUGCAGCAAACUGUCGAACAUAUCAAGAAAUCUCAAGAAGCCAUGAUAGCUUCUGAGAACAAGCAUUGCCGACAGUCCACAUUUCAGGUAGGGGAACGUGUCUGGGUCAAGGCUAGUGAAUUGGGACAGGAGUUUGGCAUCUCUAGGAAACUAAUGCCUGAGUAUUUCGGUCCCUGGGAAGUCUUGGACAUUGUGGGGAAUGAUAUGGAUGGUCCCUCGUACGUCAUUCGUAUCCCUGGCCACUUACACACUUACCCUGUUUUUCAUGCCUCCAAGCUUGCACCUUUCGCUGAGACAACACAGUUCCCGUCACGGAGAUCUAUGCUGCCCCCAACCAUGGAUGGCCACGUGGACGUCGACGAUAUCCUGGAUCACAGAGACACGCCUCUCCUGGACUCUGUGCUUGGAACGCAUCACAGGGCUCUCUUCAGGCGCGCGGAGCUGAAAGCGCUGGUCAAUAUGCAUGGAGAGUCGGGAGGAGAGCUAUCACAGCAUGAGACAUCAAUCAUCACCGGUGCAUUGGAUCUCUACGAAAAGACCGCUGGAGAUGCCAUGACUCCCUUGGAUUCAGUUUUCUGUCUGGACAUAUUCACCAAAAUGGAUCUGGACAACCCCAAGGGUAGGGUCGAGCUCGACCGUAGGGUCAUUGUCGUACUCGAGCGCACUGUAGCGCCUCGAGAAUGGUGCUCCUGUCUGAGCUGGGUGGCGGAAGCGGUCGGCGAAAGACGGACGUCCUCAGGUGGUGUCGCGCGACUGAGUGGUGGAAGUAGGCUGUGCAGAGGACGAGGCGGUGGAGAAAAUGAUUACGCAUCCUCUGAUACUGGUGAGCGACAUCGUACGCUUGCUUUGCCAACGAGAAUGACAACCUCCACAACUUCAGGCGGUAGUCAGCUGGAAGAUCGUAAAGAAUCAGUCGAUGAGCAUGACCUCCGAGAGGAACGUCUCAUCACACGUGAGGCGGGCGUCCCGAAACACUCGGAUGUGACGCUCUAAGUCACUCGCGACACUGGACCCUGACCACUCGUCUGGGUGAUGUGGGUCAGGGCAUCAGUGACGUCAUGUCGUGCACCGAAGCGGACAUGGA